This is a messenger RNA of Symbiodinium necroappetens, 1084 nucleotides long. NCBI's taxonomy places the organism in Eukaryota, Dinophyceae, Suessiales, Symbiodiniaceae. The record is from the annotation of a GenBank genome assembly.
AUGAAGGUUGCUGCCUCGCCAGCCAGAGAGACAUGGCAGGAUACCAGGUAUGCAAACGAAGCAUCCCCAGAUACAUCUGGCUCUCUGGAUGUUGCUCAUUUGAUCAUCAUUUUGACCAAAAGCUUUGCAGUUAUCUUGUUCGUUUAUGGAGGAUACGCCUACAACGCAAUUUUCCUUUCAAGGAUACUUCUGGAAGCUGGAAAGGAGAGCCUCGUCCUCCCUUUUGCCGUGAUGUUUAACCUGUUCUACAUUCUGGGACUUCUCAGCUAUGUUGCCGCGGCCAUGGCAGAUCCUGGCUUUGUUCCGGAACGUUGGUUAAGCUUCGUCGGGCAAGUUGAGAAGCAGCUGCCCGUGGCCAAUCCCAGACCCGAGUGGCAGCCAAGCAAGGCCACGAGGUGCAAGAAAUGCAACAUCAUCCGGCCUGAGAGGGCACACCACUGCCACUUCUGCCGGCGAUGCAUUUUGCGAAUGGACCACCACUGCCCAUGGAUAAACAACUGUGUUGGCAUGUACAACCACAAAUAUUUCACUCUCUUAGGUAUCUACGCUGGACUGGCUAGUUUCAUUGCACUGAGCACCAUUUUGCCCGAUCUGCUUACUUGCCUUUCGUCUGUCCUGCGCAUGGACAGUGACGUCAUGUAUGGGCCUGCCUUUACCAAGCACGCUGGUUACCUUCAAUCUGGCAACAAUGUCCUGGAAGCUAUGAUGACUAUCCAUGAAGCUAAAGAGAAAUGUGCAGAGAUGAAGACCUGCAAAGGUUUCUGCUACAUAGGUGAGGACUCAGGAUUGCCUUUAAAGAUCUACUUCAAAGACAAGUGGCAAUUCUGGUCAGACGAUGAUAGCCACUGGACAUCAUACCGAUAUGCAGAGGCCACGGGCCCAGAUGAUGCCUAUGUUUUCCAGUUCCUCCUCUUGGGUUGCGUGGUCAUUGCGGCCAACGCCCUGCUUGUGCCCCUGAAUUGCUCCCAUUUACCGAAUCUUCUGGACAACGUGACAAUGAUUGAAUCCAACUACGACAACAUGCCUAACCCCUUCGAUCAGGGCAGCCGGGUGGCCAACAUGGCGCAGAUUUUUGGGAGUCCUG